CGUCUGACAACGCAGAUCACACGGAGCAACAUGAAAGUCGUGGCCUUCAUCGUCCUGUCUGUGGCCGCCGCCAGCUUGGCUGAGGAGCAGAAGAAGCAGGAGAAGCGAGGCCUGCUCGGUCUGGGCUACGGAGCCUACCCGGAGCUCAGUCUGGGUCUGGCCGCCGAACGCACCCUGUCGCACGCUCCCACAUUCACCCUCUCCCACGCCCCCACACUCUCCGUUUCACACGCCCCCACAAUCACCGUCUCCCACGCUCCGGUCACCAUCUCCAGCCCAUCCAUCUCCCACGCGCCAACGCUGAGUGUGUCCGCUCCGACCGUAUCGCACGCGCCGUCUGUGGCCGAGGCCACCUCUGCCGUCCCCCAUGCGCUCACUGUCUCGGUGGCCACCCCUGCUGUGUCUCACGGACCCCUCACCACCGUCUCACAGGUGAGCUACGACACGACGCACUACGCACCGGUGCUGUCGCGGGCGUCGUCCGCCCCCGCGACGCUGUCCGCCGCCGCCCCCGCCGUCCCCGCCGCCGCCAGCCUGGUCUACAGUCAGGACCUGGCACUGGGUUACGCCCCCGCCCUGGCGCUGAGCUACGGUCACGGGAUCGACUACGGCUUCAGUCUUAACCAGCACUAGCGGGCACCGUACCACAGAGAGUCGGCGGCAGUGUUGCCAACAUUAUCCAGCACUACAUCAAGUCACUGGUUUACUGUAAUUACCUUUUGCUCUUGUCCGAAAAUGCAAUAAAACUGUGAGUUUCCCAUCAAAA
Molecule: messenger RNA, 766 nt
Organism: Schistocerca gregaria
Lineage: Eukaryota; Metazoa; Arthropoda; Insecta; Orthoptera; Acrididae
Product: cuticle protein 63-like
Exons: 3
Coding region: 31-633 (200 amino acids)
Source: RefSeq, a predicted model, not a curated record